Molecule: messenger RNA, 2637 nt
Organism: Limulus polyphemus (Atlantic horseshoe crab)
Lineage: Eukaryota; Metazoa; Arthropoda; Merostomata; Xiphosura; Limulidae
Product: rab-like protein 2A
Exons: 6
Coding region: 1-531 (176 amino acids)
Cellular component (GO): endosome; Golgi apparatus
Molecular function (GO): GTP binding; GTPase activity
Source: RefSeq, a predicted model, not a curated record
AUGGCUUCAGGAAAGGAUAUUUUGGAUUCCCAUCAACCUGAUUCCAUAUCAUCUUCAUAUGGAAAUAACACAGUGAAAGUCAUAUGUUUAGGGGAUAGUGCCGUUGGAAAAUCUAAGAUAACUCUUCUUUUUCCCAAUUCUCUGGUGGAUGUGGUACUGGAAGACCAUCUCCAUGAGGUUUUUGACAUAACAAGAAAAGUAACUUAUAAAAACUUACCUAAAUGGUACAAAGAACUUAGAGAAUACAGACCAGAAAUACCUUGCCUUUGUGCUGCAAACAAAAUAGAUGUGGAUUUUAAGGUGACUAAGAAGAGUUUUAAUUUUCCAAAGAAGUUUGGCAUGCCUUUUUACUUUGUAUCAGCAUCGGAUGGGACAAAUGUUGUUAAGUUAUUUAAAGAAGCCAUACAGUAUGCUGUUCAGUAUAAGAAAAACCCAACAGAUUUCAUUGAUGAAGUGAUGCAGGAACUACAGUACUUUGAGAGCAGUGAAUUUGAUCAAGAGGAUGAAGGAAAUCAACCCAGCAAUCAGUAGAAAGUUCAUUAAUAUUUUGAAAAGAGUUGUCAGUCUUCAGUGCCUUUACUGGAUGCCACAAGUCAUGCUGUAAACCAGACAUUAGGCUCUUCUUGGGCUAAGAUUUUAUGCCAUAGUUCUGGAUAUGUGUAGGACUGCAUUAAGUAGUUCAUUAUACAAUUUUUCCAAGACAAGUUUUAUUAGUGAACAACACUUUCAUGUGUGUAAAACCAUCUGUAAGUGUUAUAAUAGUGUAAAAUCUGUGAUGUUAACAUUUGAUAUGUAUACACAUUUGUUUCAAUGUCUGAAAGUGUCACAUUCUGUUGGUAAUGUUUAUUUUGCCAAAAAUUAAUGAUAACUUAGAAACAAACAUUGCUUUCAGAACUGUUGUAAUUUGUAGAAUAACAUUCAUUAGCUCAUUGUAGUCAGUAAACAUACAGUAGUGCUGAUUUGGGUAUGAAGCUUUUCUUGAAGUAAUAAAAGUAAGUUUUAAAGUUAAUAUGCUUUUCAAUCUUAAAAUUUAUGUGGAAUAUUACAAAUUAAUUUGUGGAUGAUUUCUGUUAUAAGAGGCAGCUGUUUGAUAAAACAACUUAGAAUUUUUUGUGAUAAGCUCAUAUAUGUUUGUGUAGUUUUUUGUAAUAGCAUUGAAAUAUAUAUAAAUAACUUGAUCUAAAUCUGGGCAGCGUGAGUUUGAUCAACAUAUGCUAUAAAGAACAGAUGUGAAGAAAAAAAAUAUAUAUAGUAUAAGUAACUUGAUCUAACUCUGGGCAGUGUGAGUUUGAUCAACAUGUGCUAUAAAGAUCAGAUGUGAAGAAAAAAUAUAUAUAUAAAUAACUUGAUCUAAAUCUGAGCAGUGUGAGUUUGAUAAACAUGUGCUAUAAAGAUCAGAUGUGAAGAAAAAAAAUAUAUAUAUAUAAAUCUUUAAAAAAAAGAAAUAUGCAGUGUGCACUAUUUAUCCUCAGGGAAAUAGUCAAUGAAAUGUGUUAUUACAUAGAAUCAAAUAAUAUUAAAUAUUAUGCUUUAUGUAUUUUAUAACACAGCGCUUAAAACUUUAAACAUUAUAAGACAGAAUUAUCUGUAGGAUAUUUAACUUUGAUCCCAUAUUUUUCAUGGAUUUUUAAUGAUAGUUAAUGAUGAGAACUAUGCAUAGGAAUUUUUGUUAAAAAGAGAGAGAGAGAGAGAGAAUCAUUUUAAUGAUUUUAACUAAAAAUGUUGACUUUCUAAAUGGUUUUAGUAUUUUAGGGAAUAUUGUUAUUUCUUAUUCCUCACUGUAAUAUCGACUUUACAUAUCAAUACUAAUAUGCUUAUACACACCUAGCAUCUUACAUGUAACUUUGAACAAGUAAUUUUGGCAUUAAAUUCCUUUUAUUCUUUGGUUCAGAUUUUAUUUGCAAUUCAUAAUAGAGAAUAAGAUUUAUAAGCAUUAAACAAAGAUGCUUAGAUUGAUCAAAUAUACAUCUUUCUAAUUUAUAACUUUACUAUCUUCUAAUUGAAAUGUUACUAACACUUGUGAAGAAUUUGAUGUGCAUAGUAUUUAGGAUUUAAGUUAUGAGAUGAAGCAUUCUGUGAUUUUUUUCUUAUGCAAUGAUAUACAGGAUAGUGCAAAAAAAAUUUUUGUAGUGCAUGUUGUUCAAUCAUAAAUAUAAAAGAAAAAGGUAAUGAAAAGUAUUUUUAUAAUGAACUCUGGGAGUGAAAAAAUACACAGAUGAAAAGUUAACAGAUUUAUCUAGAACAAGAAACUACAAAUUGCUAAAUGUUCAGAAUAUUUUUUUUAAACCAGCCCUCUCUGUGGUGGUAAAAAUGCACAUUUCCAAUGGCAUUCUUGAAGGUAUACUUACAUUCUUCAUGAAAUACUUUUUUGAAACGAAACCUGACUCUUUUUUUUUUACUUCAUAAGCAUGUGUGUUUAUUAUAUAAAAAUAUUGACCUCAUGUUGAGGUCAAUGUUACUUUUAAGAUCAAUAACUAGUUGCUAUUACCAGUUUACAACAGACUUUUGAAAGUUCUAGUUGUGUGAGAGAGGUUAAGAAAAUUAAUUGUGUGUAUUUCAUAGAAGUACACAUAAUGUGUAAUGUGUAUUUCAUUAUCCCUAACUUCAAUAAAUUAUGUUACAUAGUGUAUAUGUAAA